AUGCUGGCGACCCCUAUCGAGACUAGUACUGGAACUAAGAGACAACUAGAAAGUGAAACAUCUUUACCUAGUGAACUUCCCGUUAGAGAAGAGGUAAUACCAGAUGCAAAUUACGAUGCGUCAGUAAAUAAAAAACCAAAAUUCUUAAAGGAUACUGAAUCACCAGGAGUAUCUGAUAAUGAGAAUGACGUGCCGUUAACAAAUAUAGAACCACUGAACGAGGAUAGGGAAGCACUCAAACCUAGAAAGCCAGCUAAAAGGAUUCUAAUUGGCAAAGAUCAUGAGUCUGGUAAAUACGUUUUUCCCGAAAUGACCAAGGACGAUACAGUUAAUGCUAGAAUGCAUUUGAAAUAUUAUGGACUAAAGACUUUUUUAGAUUCUUAUUUGCCCGAAAAUCUGAACUCCUUGUAUAUAUAUUAUUUGAUCAAACUAUUGGGUUUUGAAAUAAAGGACAGAGAAUCACUAGCCAUGAUAUCCAGGUACGCAACCAUGAUAACAGAGGAUAUUGAUGAGAAAAAAUUAUCUUACGAUGAAUUUGAAGAUCCACUAGAGAAAAAACUGGCUGUAAAACUAGUUAAAGAUUUACAAAAAGCUAUAAAUAAGGUUUUAUCGACACGAAUUAGUUUAUCUAAUUUCUACACCCUCGACCAUAUGGUAGCUAAAUUGAAAACUGCAAAGAGAAUAAUAGUUUUGACAGGUGCUGGUGUAUCAACAUCACUUGGUAUUCCGGAUUUCAGGUCGUCUGAAGGUUUUUACUCAAAAAUUAAACAUUUGGGACUCGAUGAUCCACAAGAUGUUUUCAACCUUGACAUCUUUCUGCAGGAUCCAUCCGUUUUCUAUAAUAUUGCACAUCUUGUUUUACCACCAGAAAACAUAUAUUCCCCUUUACACAGUUUUAUAAAAAUGCUGCAAGAUAAAGGAAAACUCUUAAGGAACUAUACCCAAAAUAUUGAUAAUCUAGAGUCAUAUGCCGGUAUAAAAUCUGAAAAGUUAGUGCAAUGCCAUGGGUCUUUUGCGACAGCUUCAUGUAUAACGUGCCAUUGGCAAUUACCUGGUGAGAAAAUUUUUGACAAUAUUAGGAAAAUGGAACUGCCGUUGUGCCCAUAUUGUUAUCAUAAAAGGAAGGAUUAUUUCCCAUUGGAAGAUGAUAAGACUAGAACGAAUAAACCAAUCCCUAUAGCCUCCCAUAAAUAUUUUGGUGAUACUACCCUGAAAUCUUAUGGUGUCUUGAAGCCUGAUAUUACAUUUUUUGGGGAGGCUUUGCCAUCAAAAUUUCAUAAAACAAUCCGUGAGGAUGUAUUAAAAUGUGAUCUUUUGCUUUGUAUUGGUACAAGUCUGAAAGUUGCACCAGUUUCAGAGAUUGUGAAUAUGUUACCUGCUCAUGUACCUCAAAUUUUGAUAAACAGGGAUCCUGUGAAGCAUGCAGAAUUCGAUAUAGAUUUACUUGGGUUCUGUGACGAUGUGGCAGCAUUGGUUGCACAAAAAUGUGGCUGGGAAAUUCCACAUGAGAGUUGGGAUAAAUUAAAGGACAAGAAGUUCGAUUGCAUUGAAAGAGAAAAGGGUGCAUAUAAUGUUAAGAGUGCGGAGCAAAUAGAAUAA
This is a messenger RNA of Kazachstania africana CBS 2517, 1599 nucleotides long. It is a transcript of the gene HST1, whose product is annotated as histone deacetylase HST1. Lineage: Eukaryota; Fungi; Ascomycota; Saccharomycetes; Saccharomycetales; Saccharomycetaceae. The transcript has a single exon. The record is from RefSeq and is a predicted model, not a curated record. The coding region runs from base 1 to 1599 and encodes 532 amino acids. Gene Ontology annotation, molecular function: NAD+ binding.